Anastrepha ludens (Mexican fruit fly) is the source of this 1249-nucleotide messenger RNA. Its product is annotated as E3 SUMO-protein ligase ZBED1-like. The transcript has 2 exons. NCBI's taxonomy places the organism in Eukaryota, Metazoa, Arthropoda, Insecta, Diptera, Tephritidae. Bases 222 to 1160 code for a protein of 312 amino acids. The record is from RefSeq and is a predicted model, not a curated record. Gene Ontology annotation, molecular function: protein dimerization activity.
UCAACUUCCCUUUGGCAGGCCACACAGUUGCAGGUCAUGUCCUAUGUAACGGUGGAUAUUGGUAGUGAACAGUUGGUGAACUGGCACGACCUAUAGCCACACACUUCCACCACACUGACCCGGCUCGGCGAGACUUUGAAAAUGCUCAAAAAGCGUCUAGUCAUCGAUCUUCCUUAAAAUUAAUUCAAUCAGUACCAACUCGCUGGAACUCGGAGUAUGACAUGCUCGAGCGCAUGAAGAGAUUACAGCAACCAUUGUCAGAUGUGCUUUCGCGAACUACUAGUGUAACUGGAUUGUCUGGCACCGACUGGAAGAAACUUAGUGAUAUUAUCAAGGUCUUAGAACCAUUGAACGAGGCCACUAAAAUUGCUUGUGGGUCAAAAUACCCUACGAUCUCCAUGAUUGAGCCAAUACUUCGAGGGGUGGAGGAAGCUUUCGAAAAUCUUGCUUUCGAUGACGAGACAAGCGUUGGUCUGAAUAAUAUUGAUAGCGAAGAUAGUGAUGACGAUGAUAAUAGUGAUGAUGUUCAGAUGGGACUUCCAACGAUUGAUAACGAGUCUCAGAUGCAUAUGGGUUAUAACUUUUCAAAAAAUAUAAUCCGGAAUUUAAAAAUUAGGUUUUGUGAGAUUAAGGAAGAUAAGUUGUAUCGUAAAUGUACAUUUCUCGAUCCUCGUUAUCAGGAUUACUUUUUAACCGAUGAUAAGGUGAAAGAUGACAUAAAGAAAGAUAUAAAAGAAGAGAUUAUUGCCUAUAAAUAUUCGAACAAUGUUUUUGAAAACGAACAUGAAACUGUUGCUGAACCUCCUGUAAUCAAACCCACCAAGUUUUGGGACUUCAUGAAACAGCGACGAGCUAAUAGAGAAGAAACAGUAACCUUGCGCCUUGAGAAAGACAUUGAUCAAGAACUUAUUCAAUAUUUGUAUUCAGCAGAUAUUGAUCCUUCGGAUGAUCCUAUUCAUUGGUGGAAAAAAGAAUCAGUUAAAUAUCCUCUCUUAUCAAUGCUGGCUCGACGUUAUUUGCCAAUUCCAUCUACGUCUGUUGAGAGUGAGAGGCUGUUUUCUACUGCUGGAGACAUUGUGACUGAAAAGCGCAAUUCAUUAUCACCUGAUAAUGUUGCUCGGUUGUUAUUUUUAAAUAAAAAUAUAACUUGUUAUGUUUGAUUGAAUAUUAUAUCGAAAUUUUAAAUAAAAUAACGCUAUUCUAUUUAGACACGCGAGCAAACGUAUUCUUAGAAAGAAAUUUUUAAUUA